Messenger RNA from Vidua macroura (Pin-tailed whydah), 2246 nucleotides. It is a transcript of the gene ADCYAP1R1, whose product is annotated as ADCYAP receptor type I. Lineage: Eukaryota; Metazoa; Chordata; Aves; Passeriformes; Viduidae. Gene Ontology annotation, cellular component: neuron projection; plasma membrane. Gene Ontology annotation, biological process: adenylate cyclase-modulating G protein-coupled receptor signaling pathway; cell surface receptor signaling pathway. The record is from RefSeq and is a predicted model, not a curated record. Gene Ontology annotation, molecular function: peptide hormone binding; G protein-coupled peptide receptor activity; vasoactive intestinal polypeptide receptor activity.
UCUCAGCCAGCCUGAGCACCCCUCUCUUCCCCCGCCCCGCCCCGAGCACCGACAGCUCCCUUAAAAAAAAGAAAACAAAAAAUAGAGAGGGGGAAAAAAAAAGUUUUAAAAUAUCCCGCCUCCCUUCUUGCUUUUAUUUUGUUGUUGUUGUUGUUUGGGUCUUGUUUUUUGGUUUGUUAGGGAGAUUUUUUUUGUUUUUUUUUUUAUUUCUUCUGAUUUAGCGAUGGCAGAUUCCUUCACGGCCAGGAGCUGGCCCAUCCCCUGAGCAAAGGCAGCCUGGACAUGACCGGCAGGCGAGAGAGGAGGAAUUUGGAUUCCCUUGGGAGGCGCCGACCCCUCCUGCGGCCGGGGGGGAGCGCGGCCGCGGCCGCUCGGAGCCAGCGCGGGCAGCGGGGCUGGACCGCUCCCCGCGGCCACUGUCCCCCCGCGGGGAUGCGGCAUCGCCAGCGCCGGGACGGAGCCCUGCUGCAAUGAGAUCUGAGCCUUGACGUGAAGACCUCAACCAAAAUAUCAGCAGAGAGCCUGUGCUUCAGCCCUAAUCUCAGUGUCAACAAGCAAAACUUGUCCAGAAUUAGGAGAGAAGAUGGCCAUCAACUGGAAGCUCUGCUUCUUCAGCCUUGUAUUGCUUCCUGUGGUUGCAGCAACCCAUUCCAACUGCAUCAUUAAAAAGGAGCAAGAGACUUGUCUGGAGAAGAUCCGGAGGGCGACGGCCCUGAACCCUCUCAAUGACUCUUCUCCGGGUUGCCCAGGAAUGUGGGACAAUAUCACAUGUUGGAAACCUGCAAGUGUGGGAGAAAUUGUCUUUGUCAAGUGUCCUGCACUCUUCAGAUUUAUCAUCUCUGAAGACGGUUGGGAAGUGGAUAAUUUGGGGCAAACCCAUGCAGGUGAUUAUGACCUGCUGGAAAGCACAGCCCAGUCUCUCCUAGGGGACAUCAGCAGGAAUUGCACUGAAGAUGGCUGGUCUGAACCUUUCCCUCAUUAUUACGAUGCCUGCGGCUUCGAUGAGAACGAAACAGAGUCUGAUAACCAGGAUUACUACUAUCUCUCGGUGAAGGCUCUGUACACGGUGGGAUACAGCACGUCCCUGGUGUCCCUCACCACUGCCAUGGUCAUCCUGUGUCGCUUCAGGAAGCUUCACUGCACUCGGAAUUUCAUCCACAUGAACCUUUUUGUUUCAUUCAUCCUCCGUGCAAUAUCUGUGUUCAUUAAGGACGGGGUUCUUUAUGCUGAGCAGGAUGGAAACCACUGUUUUAUCUCCACGGUGGAAUGCAAAGCAGUGAUGGUGUUUUUUCACUACUGUGUCAUGUCCAACUACUUCUGGCUGUUCAUCGAGGGGUUGUACCUCUUCACUUUGUUGGUGGAAACCUUCUUCCCCGAGAGGAGAUAUUUCUACUGGUACACAAUCAUUGGCUGGGGUACCCCGACAAUUUGUGUCACUGUCUGGGCAGUGCUGAGGCUCCACUUCGAUGACACUGGCUGCUGGGACAUGAAUGACAACACUGCCUUGUGGUGGGUGAUCAAAGGUCCCGUGGUUGGGUCAAUCAUGAUAAACUUUGUGCUUUUUAUUGGCAUAAUUGUGAUACUUGUGCAGAAACUCCAGUCACCUGACAUCGGAGGCAAUGAAUCCAGCAUUUACUUCAGCUGCGUUCAGAAAUGCUACUGUAAGCCUAAGAGGGCUAACCAGCACUCUUGCAAGAUGUCAGAACUAUCAACCAUUACCCUACAGAAACUCCAGGAUUUUGCUAAAGAAUAUUUAGUAGUUAUCUUCAACACCAUUAAGGAAAAAAGAUUGGUUGCUAAUUGCAAGGCUGCAUUAAAGUUCUUUCCCUCUGUUGUGACAGGAGACUUGGCUCGCUCCACCCUGCUGCUGAUCCCUUUGUUUGGAAUUCACUACACGGUGUUUGCCUUUCCUCCUGAGAAUGUCAGUAAGAGGGAGAGGCUGGUGUUUGAGUUGGGACUGGGAUCCUUCCAGGGUUUUGUUGUUGCUGUUCUCUACUGCUUCUUGAAUGGGGAGGUGCAAUCAGAAAUAAAGAGAAAAUGGAGGAGCUGGAAAGUCAACCGGUAUUUUGCUGUGGAUUUCAAACAUCGCCAUCCUUCUCUAGCGAGCAGCGGAGUGAACGGGGGGACACAACUCUCCAUUCUGAGCAAGAGCAGCUCUCAGAUUCGGAUGUCCAGCAUAAAUGCAGAGAACCUGGCGACAUGAGCAGCUGAGGACAGCAAAGCAAACAACGAGCAAACCAAAAACC